ACUCCCCCGGUGGCCCUCCUCUCGAACGUCGGCUCCUCCUUCUCUCGCCUCUGUCUCCUCCACCGGCGGCCGGUGACCGCCCCCGGCACCACCAAGGUACCUGGAGGAGAACACACCAUCACUUUUUAUGUCCUAAAGAUGCGAUUUUUCUAGUUUCCCUCGAUCUCUCAUCCCUCAUCUGUAUCUGGGUCGGUUGAAAUUCGGACUGUAUUGGCAUGUGCUUUUGGCUUUUCCAAUUUUUUACAAUUCCGACUGUAAUGUUUAUAGUUUGAGUGCAAUCUUCAAAGCCCUCUGACAUUGAAGCAUUGCUUCAUGUGUCCUAGCAUCUGUAUCUCUCCGAAGCGUAGCCAACUAUGCUGAGAAGGAUAAGAUUGCAGAUUUUUCACAUGGAAAGGCUUAAUUGCCGCCUCAUUGGAAGCUACCCUUUUGCUUGUUCUUCUUCUUCUUCUGGAGCAUUGAGUGUAGGAGUGGAUGGUGAUGAUGAGUUGUAUUCGGACGUGCCGAGGCCUCCGAGGCGGAAAACCGAGAGGAAGCCUUUUGUGACCCCCAUGAAAGAGCUGAUUCGGAUGGCGAAGGAAGAGAGAGAAGCUCGAAAGCUGCAGCCUUGUCGCAUGCUCGAGUACCCGCCAGAGAACGGAUUGCUCGUUCCCGUGCUCGUCGAGGUGGCUCGCCAUGUCUAUCACGCUCGAGAGUCCCUACUCAAGGGUUUAUCGGAACUCGUCAAGGUUGUUCCGGUGCAGCGUUGUAGGUUCUGUUUUGAAGUUCAUAUUGGUCAUUAUGGCCACGAGAUCCGCACAUGCACUGGUCCAAAUAGUGGUCUUCGUAGCGCUACUCAUGUAUGGAGAAAGGGGGGCGUUCAAGAUGUCAUAUUUUUCCCCAAGUGUUUCCAUCUCUAUGAUCGUGUUGGGAAACCGAGAGUUGGGCACGACGAGAGGCACAGUGUCCCACGAAUCCCUGCUGUUGUAGAGCUUUGUAUACAAGCUGGCGUAGACCUUGAAAAAUUUCCCUCAAAGAGAAGAACAAAACCUGUGUAUUGUAUCGAGGGAAGAAUUGUAGAUUUUGAGUCCAUAAGUGAAACACACAAAAUAGACAUCGACAUGGUUGCUGAAUCAGUAAUUGAGAGGGAUGAAUUGGGAAGGGAUAUAGUUCCAUCGAGAACCAGCCCUAUUGAAGAAAGUAAAUUUGACCUUUGGAGUAGUUCAACUGAUGAAGUCAAAAACAUAAAGCAAUUGAGUAUGUGGACACUGGAGUCGUGGUUUGAAAUGAUGGAAGGAGUGAAAAAAAUAAUGGAAAGUUAUACUGUGUGGACCUGCGGGUACUGUCCUGAGGUUCAGGUGGGUCCCAAGGGCCAUAAAGUCAGAAUGUGCAAGUCAUCAAAGCACCAAUCUCGCAAUGGUUUGCAUGCCUGGCAGGAAGCAACAAUAGAUGAUAUUGUUGGCCCUAAUUAUGUCUGGCAUGUCCGGAAUUUAAACGGGCCAGCUUUGAAUAACAACUUGAAGAGGUACUAUGGCAAAGCUCCUGCUGUGGUAGAGCUUUGUGUGCAGGCUGGUGCCCCAAUACCCGAUUGCUAUCGAAGUAUGAUGAGGGUGGAUGUCGUCCGUCCUGACAGUGAUGAAGUUGAUCUUGUUGCUUAAGAAGUUAUCAGUAAGGCAGAAGUUGGAUGUAAACUUCUGGGUACUAUGGUGCUAUUGAGCGAUUAUUGUGGGAAAUGCUUUUGGUACGCUGCUGGUGAAGAAAGUAUUGACAAAAGAUGUUCUUGAUGGCUGAAGAUGUGCUUGACCUGACCGUUGAAACAAUAUGAAUUAUGAGUUACUGCCUCAUUAUGCGGUAACCUUCUUGAACUGCUGUCUCAAAAGCAUUAGAUAGAUUGUUUCAACUGGUGAUGAAGCUCUCUAAUUGGGGGUUCAAUCUGGGAGUUCAAAUGGAACAUGUGGAACCUGAACUAGUCCCUUUUUUUGGCAAAUGGGUAGCACAAGAGUCAAAUUUACUGCAAUAUAUUGGAGAGUUUCACCUGAGCAUAUUCUUAAUGAGUCCACACUGGGUGUUCUUUCAUGUGUGUAUGCUUCUUUGAUGUUUCCAUACUGUUUUAUAGUCCAUGAUAAGAUUCCUUGAUUCAUGGGUUUGUGAACUAUGUACCUCUCUAGGAAUUUUGUAGGCUUUUUGGCUGAGUCUUCCAGGAUACAAUUUUCUUUUCCCUAUCCAACAUUCACUUCUUUCAUUACACGCCACAAUUGUGCGUCAGUCAAGUAAACCUUCAGCUGCUCACUGCUCAGCAUGGUCAAAUUUCAUCAUCACGUUUAUGGUUUUCAGACCAUGCAGGAACAUUUCAUUACUGGCAUGUUUGCUUUGAUAGGAGCUUUUUGGUUGUUAUUCAUCUGUCAUGGUAAAUGAUGACUUUAUAGUAGGCUAUGUUCUUUUGAAUGUUACAUGCCAAGAGUUGGCUGUGUGCCUUAUGACAGUUGAUUCGUUUUGAUUCGAUGCGAUUCAGGGCUUCAUCGUAUUCCUGAAUUAGGGUUUGUUCUUCCCUAUCUUUAUAUUCCGGGCUCUCGGAAACAGCAGCAGCAGCAGCGAUCGGUCUCUGUGCACAGGCGGCGGCGACUGGACCUCGAGCCUUCGUCUCAUGCUGAUGAAAGUAGUUCGGAACUUACUAGGAACUUGGACACACCAUUGCUUGGUGCUGGACCACAGAGUAAAGGGGUCCAAAGUUCCGAGCCGAGCUUCGAGGUCCAACACUCCAAUCAUGAGCACUAGUAUGGAUAGAAUCGUGUCGUCGAGAUUUAGACAGACACCGCAGAAUCUUCCGCAAGUGAUCAGUGCUGGUGCUUCUGCAGCUGCAAAAUUGUUGAUUUCAAGUGGGAUGUCACUUACUGGUGGUCAUGCUUCUGAUUUGACAACGGUGUUUGACGAGAUUUCAAAUGCAGAAGCCGGUACCGUUGGUGAUUGUAAUUGUGAGAACUCUGCACAAUUAUUGCGGUCUUCCAUGCCUGAGGCAGAUAUGUUGCCCUCAGUGUCCAACUGGUUGUUAGUGGAGAGCAAUGUGAAUAGGACUGGUAAUCUUAGCGGUUCCAAUUCUUCUAAGAUCCCUGCCUCCCCAUUCUAGCGUUCUCUUAGUUCACCUUAUCAAGUUACGACGUGUUGAAUUCCAUGAAAGGCGGUGAAAAAUUAGCACGCGGGUCAUCAAAGCAGCAUAUGAUGCCGAUGGAUGGUGUAAAAGUUUGUUUACCUCCAGUAGCGCCGUGCACAAAGACGGUGAUGGAUGCAAAGAAGGGAAGGAAAGUUUCUGGCCAUCAAGAAGAGUGUACAUUCUCUAAAGAUGCUCAAUAACCACUAUCUCCAGGGAGGUUUGCCAAUGCAAAAGCAGAGGCCACUAUGCAAGCUCAGAAAAGGGAAGCUGAGAGAGGCAGGGAAGACUCUGAAUUCAUCCAUGAAGAUCAUGGACGCCAUUGCUUUGCAUGUCGAAAGCUUCAUGCCCAAGGUGCAAUGCAAUCCAUGCAUGUUGUAUCAUCAUCCCUUCCUCUUGCCUUUCUCAAAUGUUAGAAACUUGCUUGAUGCAGGCUGAACAAUUGGAAGUUUUCAUUUCUGAACUAGCCAGAGUGGUCAGUAGAGAAAGAGUUGUUAUUGAAGAAAGUGGUGAUUUGUUGUCCAAUAGAUACUUGUCCCAGGUGGAGUGUAGCUUGAGAGGCCAGAUUAUUCAAUUUCACUGAUAACGUCAGUCAAUUUCUUGAAGGAUAAGGCUUAACAGCAGCAUCUGAUACAUUCACGGCACUGGGAAUUAGGUGCCAUGAUGAUUGCUUGUCUUCGCUUGGUGAAGGAAGUCGCACAGAAGAGUAAACAUUCAAUAUAUUGAGACACAUUCAGUUUCCUCCACAGAAAAGCCAGGGAAAAGAUGCAAGUUCACCUUGAUUCUUUCAUUAUUUCUGCAAGUAUUGUAUAUACUUCGGCACAAUAAUACUGAUUUUUGGCUGUAUGCUUUGUCAUGAGUUUUAUAUCUUAUAGUCAUAAUUGAUUCGCUAA
Syzygium oleosum is the source of this 4014-nucleotide messenger RNA. Its product is annotated as APO protein 3, mitochondrial. The record is from RefSeq and is a predicted model, not a curated record. The transcript has 4 exons. Gene Ontology annotation, molecular function: RNA binding. The coding region runs from base 354 to 1634 and encodes 426 amino acids. Lineage: Eukaryota; Viridiplantae; Streptophyta; Magnoliopsida; Myrtales; Myrtaceae.